Coregonus clupeaformis (lake whitefish) is the source of this 2703-nucleotide messenger RNA. Its product is annotated as dual specificity tyrosine-phosphorylation-regulated kinase 4-like. Lineage: Eukaryota; Metazoa; Chordata; Actinopteri; Salmoniformes; Salmonidae. Gene Ontology annotation, biological process: peptidyl-serine phosphorylation; peptidyl-threonine phosphorylation. The transcript has 13 exons. The record is from RefSeq and is a predicted model, not a curated record. Bases 549 to 2426 code for a protein of 625 amino acids. Gene Ontology annotation, cellular component: nucleus. Gene Ontology annotation, molecular function: protein serine/threonine/tyrosine kinase activity; protein serine/threonine kinase activity; ATP binding.
CACAGGGAUACACUGUGCGAUUUAGGCACAGUGCCUCAGCAGUAGGCUGUAUUAGCUACUGUAUAGUAAUGCGCGCAAUGGCGCACACUCACCGAGCACUAUUGGAUUUUAGGAGUGUCGGUCGAAUGUAGGGGACGAUAAGUAGCCAAAAACAAAUCUAUAUCGGGGAGACCCAGCUGUCAGAUGCAGACACCUGAACAGGUGGCCUCUCCAGAGAUUUACGCGUCAAGGUGAAUAGACUAACAGCUUGCCUCUUUCUCUAAUCUCCUGCUGACAACACCAAUACUGACCCUAUCGUCAAGAUUAUGUCUAUCGCAGUUUGAGAUUCAGGACCCGAUCAAUUCGUGUUGAUUCAAGUGACAGUCGCUCCUCGGUUGGACUUUCGUUGCUGACGUUUUUUUCUCCAAGUGUCAGAGAAUAUGAAAGUGACGUCUGGACUUUCGAAAAUGUGCUGGCGCCUUGCAUUUACCUGGAUUUUACAGUAGUUACUUUCACGUGUAGGCUACAUUGAGAUUGGGAUUUACUAAGGACCCAGGUGUCAAAGCAACAUGUUUCCCGAAAUUAAUAACAAGUCUUCAAAACCAGAGGCCUUCUCCCACUCACACAGACUCCAGACCCAACAGGCAACCAACCGGCCCUAUUUACAGAAGUUUAACUCGGACGUAGGGACCUUGCCCCAACUGGAGCCCCCGGUGAUACAGGUGGUUGUCAGCAAUGCCAAACUCCACCACCAGCAGUCCGAUAGCAUCCUGCCCCACAUCGCCAACAAGGGGCUGCCGAACAGCUACCAGACACACCAGGAUGAGAGACCAAAGCCUUCCUCCCAGUUCCCCACACGGUUCGGCUCCUCCGUGGAGAACCUGUAUGACUCCAUCACCACCAAGGGCCUCAGCAACAAGCUGGAGGAGAAGAAGCUCUAUGAGGGACAGAGGCUGCCCAUGUCUCCCACAGAGGCACUGAGGCACUUCCAGGGGCGUCUGACAGAGUUUGAGCAGGAGGAGAUCAUGGACUACUCAGAGAUCUGGUUUCUGGGUCUGGAGACCAAGAAGAUUGAGGGCUCUCAUGGGAUUCCUCAGAACGCAGGCUACGACGACGAGCAAGGCAGCUACAACAACGUUCUACACGACCACAUUGGCUUCCGCUUCGAGGUGUUGGAGGUAAUCGGGAAAGGAUCCUUUGGACAGGUCCUGAAAUGUCUGGACCACAAGACCCAAGAACUGGUUGCCAUCAAGGUCAUUCGCAACAAAAAAAGGUUUCACCACCAGGCCCUAGUGGAACUAAAGAUCCUGGAUGCUGUGAGGAGGAAAGACAGGGAAAACUGCCACAAUGUCAUCCAUAUGAAGGAAUACUUUUACUUCCGCAACCAUCUCUGCAUCUCCUUCGAGCUGCUAGGAGUCAACCUUUAUGAGCUGAUCAAGAAGAACAACUUCCAGGGCUUCAGUCUGGCCUUGAUCCGUCGUUUCACCCACUCCCUGCUCAAGUGCCUGCAGAUGCUGCAUAAGGAGAAGAUCAUUCACUGUGACCUCAAACCAGAGAACAUCCUUCUGUCUCAGAAAGGACAAGGAAAUAUCAAGGUGGUGGACUUUGGGUCCAGCUGUUAUGAGCAGCAGAGAGUCUACACCUACAUCCAGAGUCGUUUCUACCGCUCCCCAGAGGUGAUACUGGGACACACCUACAGCAUGGCCAUCGACAUGUGGAGCUUGGGCUGCAUCAUGGCUGAGCUCUACACCGGCUUCCCGCUCUUCCCUGGGGAGAGCGAGGUGGAGCAGAUCGCCUGCAUCAUGGAGGUAUUCGGAAUGCCUCCCAAUGAUUUUGUGCAGACAGCAUCCAGGAAAAGAUUGUUUUUCGACUCCAAAGGAAACCCCAGAAACAUCACAAACAGCAAAGGGAAGAAAAGGCGACCCAACUCCAAAGACCUAGCCAGUGUGUUGAAGACCAACGAUCCUCUGUUCCUGGACUUCAUUCGACGCUGCCUCACGUGGGAUCCAACCAAGCGUAUGACACCAGAUGAGGCGAUGCAGCAUGAGUGGAUCCAGGAGGCCCAUCUCAACAAGCUCAGGCCCAAAACACGACCCAUGAUGAGGAAGCCCAGUGAAAGCGUGAGCAGCACAGAAAACAACUACGAGGCCACUUACCGCAAAGUAGUCACUAACAGGACAGCUGAGAGGAUUGGGUCCGAUAGCAACAAGCUGAAGAGAGAGCUCUCCGCCAAGGCAGGGCGCAAGAUGGUGACCGCUGAGCGACUGCGUCCCAUUGGAGCGUCAGCAGAGGAGCAGUUGUGUGAGGGCGUGGCCAAGGUCAACAGGGACACCAAUCAUGAGGCGGGCGGGGAGAGGCCCGUGCACAUCAUCAUCAAGCCUCAGCUAGAUGUGGGCACCGACGGAGGGUGCCAGGUGUCAUCCAAGUGUCUGCCCCCUAUCAUGUAGCAGCACAGGGAGGGGGCAGGCAGGCAGCACUAGGCGUUAUGGACUUUAACAUCAUCAAAGAGGCGCAUUGGAUAAUGCAGACUGUGGUCAUGUCUAGGGGAUCUCCUGUUUUGUGACAUUCCUGUGUCUAUGACAUUCAUUCAAUACAUUUAAUAGAGUCACCUUAGCUCUGCGUUUCCCGAACUUGGGAACCCAAGGGGAGCACGUUUUGUUUUUUGCCCUAACACUAUUCAGCUGAUUCAGAUGAUCAAAGCUUGAUAAUUAGUUGAUUAUUUGA